UCCCCUUCCCCAAUAAAAUCUUUAAAAAGAAAAUAAUAAAAUAUUAGCACUUAAUUAUCAAGAUCGAACCAUUCCAGACAUCAGCCUGCACCUCCCACCUCCCCAAUCCUCUUGCCCAGCCAGGGCAGGGGUGCCAUUAUCACUCCAUUUCACAGAUGACAGAGGCUGAGAUUUGUGUAGGCGCAGCCAGAAUGGUAAGGACAGGAUUGAACUCAAGUUCCUCUGACUCCAAGACUUUCCGGGCUCUUUGCCCCACAGUAGAGCAUUAAGGACCCACCAUUUGAGGCCCUACUCUGUGCCAACCAAGGUUAAAGGUGCUCCAGAGUGUCGUUCCAAUCAAAAGCAUUGUCACUGCCACUGAGAGAUGAGAAUCCGAGGCCCACAGGGGAAUGGCUGGGUGCACAAGCUGGUGUCUCCACCUUGGACCUGAACCUCCAUCUUUGAACUAUUCGGCCUGGGUGCGCCUGCCCCUCCAAAUGGCCUCCUCAGCACACCUCUCCUGACCUCUGUGACCCUAAUGACUUUCCCUGUCUUCUUCCCUUCUGCACUGGGUCACAAGGCCUAUCUUGGUGGUCUCUCUCCCACCACGUUGCGAGCUCUGCCCAGGCAGUGAGCCCCGGAUGCCCCAGGGCCCAUGGCCCAGGCCUCGUGGGAUGCCAGGCAGGAACUGCAGGAUGAGCAAGGGAAUGAACAAAUGAGUGAUGGAGUGGGGAAGUCCAUUCAUUUAACAAAUGUUUACUGAGUGGUCACCAUUGACCAGACACCAAGGACACAGCACUGAUCAAAAAAGACCCAAAUCUCCUUGUCUUCUGGGGCUCACAUUCAAGGGAGGGAAGGAGUGAAUCAAAGAGGAAGGCCAACCAGCCCCACACCUCCUCCCCCAAAUUUCCACAACCCUAACCGCCAGAGAUUUUAUGACACCCUCUUUGGUGCCCACACUGGGACCUCCAGCUUACACGGGCUUAGUCAUGUCCCACACAAGCCAAGGCCAGCUUGGGGCACAUGACUGUGAUCUAGAACCACAGAGCCAGGUACCCCUCUGUGCAUGGUCUGUCUACCGCACUUUAGUAAAGGCAGCAUGGCUCUCGUUGCCAAAUAGAGAAGUCCCUUGGCUUACUGGCUGGGGUGGGAGUGAGGGUGUGCAGCAAAAUGGACCCUCACAGCUUUGGGGAGUUUCCCAAUGAAAGAAGAAAUGAGGUAGGGAGUGCAUGAAUAAAUGAAUGCCAGGAUCAGAGCCCUCUUCCCUUCCCUUCUCUCCCAUCCCCAUGGGUCCCCGAGAAAGCCAGCUUUUUUCUCAGCCAUCUCUUGCUUGGACACUGGUUCCAACCUGGGGGCUCAUAAGGGAGAUCCCCACCCAAGGGCCCUAGAACAGAGGCAGCAGCACCAGGGGUUAACACCCCUGCCCAGCUCUUGGUCUCACAGGCUUUGGCCUUGAUCUGAAAUGCCUACCCUACCCUGCUAUCUUUCUGCCCUGAGGCCCACUCAGACCCCUCAUCACCAUCCCCAGAUAGUUAAAGCAAUGAGGAAAAGGAGGAGGCAGUAGCUGCUAGUUGCUGUCCCCUGGACCUUGCACUUUCCUGUUUAAAACCCAUGACAACCAAUUAUUUAGUCAACACCCAUCGAGCUUGCCCCAUGCCUGGCCACAUCCUGGGGGCUGUGGACAGAGGUGCAUCAGAUACCUCUGGUGUGGUUGGAAAGGAGAUGAAGAGAGCAGGCGCAGGUACAGCAGGGGCUCAGGGGGCUGCAGGUUACACCAAAGGAUGGAGCAGCAGGAAAGUUUUCUGGAAGGGGUGACCCCUGCGCUGACUGAGCUUCGAAGGAUGAGCUAGAGUACUUCCCACGGGGCACUGACCACCCUCUAUCCGCACCAUUGUCAAGGGCCUGAGGCCCCCUUCACUCCCUGGACUUCUGUUACAGCACUGAUGGCCGUCACUGCCCUCUUAGGACGUACCUCCUCCUGUCCUGAUCUGUCUCUCCUUAAGGACAGAUCCAUUUCUGUAUCCCAAGAAUUGCCCAGAACAGGGUGGGCAGAGAGCCUCUGUUGAAUACAGAACAAGGGUUGGGUGGGGAAUAGGUGGGCAGAGGGCGCUGUAGGGACUAGAGCCUGAAGGCCUCUUGCUUGAGGGGUCGGCCUCCCCCGCCCAGCAUGGUUUCCCUUGUGGUCUCUCCAGCUCCACCCUCAGCCCCUCCAGCUUGGUCUGCACAGCUUCCUGCCCCCCAGCACUCUGGUUGUCAGCACCAUGGCACUAACUGUCCAUCUCUCCUGCUUCCUUGCACUGUUGGUGGCAGGCCUGGCUCAAGACAUCAUGGGCUCCCGCAGGGGCCAGGACCCAGGUCCCCAGCCACUGAAGCUGAAAGAGGUCUUCACUUUGUUCCAGAUCCGGUACAACCGAAGUUACUCGAACCCAGCAGAAUAUGCUCGCCGCCUGGACAUCUUUGCCCGCAACCUGGCCGAGGCUCAGCGGCUGCAGGAGGAAGACUUGGGCACAGCCGAGUUUGGGGUGACUCCAUUCAGUGACCUGACAGAGGAGGAGUUUGGCCAGCUCUAUGGGCUUCAGAGGGCAGCUGGAAGGGCCCUCAAUGUGGACAGGAAGGUAGGAUCCGAUGAGCGGGGUCAGACAGUGCCCCCCACCUGUGACUGGCGGAAGGCAGCUGGUAUCAUCUCACCCGUCAAGGACCAGAAAAACUGCAACUGCUGCUGGGCCAUAACAGCAGCGGGCAACAUCGAGUCUCUGUGGGGCAUUACAUUCCAAAAGUCUGUGGAAGUCUCCGUGCAACAGCUACUUGACUGUAACCGCUGUGGGGAUGGCUGCAAGGGCGGCUACAUCUGGGACGCGUUCAUAACCGUUCUCAACGACAGCGGCCUAGCCAGCGAAAAGGACUACCCAUUCCGGGCGACCAGCAGAACCCACAACUGCCAGGCCAAGAAGUACAAAAAGGUGGCCUGGAUCCAGGACUUCAUCAUGCUGCCGGACUGCGAGCAGGGAAUUGCCCGGUACCUGGCCACCGAGGGCCCCAUCACCGUGACCAUCAACGUGAAGCUAUUGCAGCACUACCAGAAGGGUGUGAUCAAGGCCACGCCCACCAACUGUGACCCCCAGCAUGUGGAUCACUCUGUCUUGCUGGUGGGUUUCGGUAAGUGCAAGUCGGUGGAGGGCAGGCAGGCGGCCACAUCCCAGUCUCGUCCUCACCCUCGCCCUCGUCACUCCAUCCCAUACUGGAUCCUGAAGAACUCCUGGGGGGCCAGCUGGGGUGAGGAGGGCUAUUUCCGGCUGCACCGAGGGAGCAAUGCCUGCGGCAUCACCAAGUUCCCAGUUACUGCCCGAGUAGUCAAACCAGCUAAGAAGCAGCAAAAGCUAGUUUCCUGCCCUCCCUGAGCUCACCCCUCAACUCUCCUGCUAUGCCAGAGGCCUCCUUGCUGGCGUCACCCCAAAGCCUUUGCCUGUCCUCCCAAUCAUCUUGCUAUGGGUUGAAUAAACCAAGACAAG
Molecule: messenger RNA, 3488 nt
Organism: Rhinolophus ferrumequinum (greater horseshoe bat)
Lineage: Eukaryota; Metazoa; Chordata; Mammalia; Chiroptera; Rhinolophidae
Gene: CTSW
Product: cathepsin W
Exons: 10
Coding region: 2241-3377 (378 amino acids)
Cellular component (GO): lysosome
Molecular function (GO): cysteine-type endopeptidase activity
Source: RefSeq, a predicted model, not a curated record